Molecule: messenger RNA, 1735 nt
Organism: Nicotiana attenuata
Lineage: Eukaryota; Viridiplantae; Streptophyta; Magnoliopsida; Solanales; Solanaceae
Exons: 12
Coding region: 109-1212 (367 amino acids)
Biological process (GO): coenzyme A biosynthetic process
Cellular component (GO): nucleus; cytosol
Molecular function (GO): ATP binding; pantothenate kinase activity
Source: RefSeq, a predicted model, not a curated record
AAGGGUAAAUUUGGACCUUCAAGAGACUACUUGAUUUAGGUGCAGAGUGCAGACUGCCAGGAAAAUAAAAAGAAGGGACAUCGAGCGAGUCGAAACGCGCCAGUAAAGAUGGAGAGCUCAGGCGAACUGGUGCCGUUCCCGUUGCUGACAACGCCGAUUGAGUCAAAUUACCGAGCAUGUAGCAUUCCUUACAGGUUCCCUUCCGACAAUCCCAAGAAACCUACUCCCACUGAGAUUUCCUGGAUCGACCUUUUCAUGAAUUCCAUUCCUUCUUUUAGGAAGAGGGCCGAGAGCGAUGACAGUGUUCCAGAUGCUCCUUUGCGAGCCGAAAAGUUUGCUCAGAGGUAUGCUGAAAUACUUGAGGAUCUAAAGAAAGAUCCUGAAAGUCAUGGAGGGCCUCCUGAUUGCAUUCUUCUUUGUCGCCUUAGAGAGCAAGUGCUUAGAGAAGUGGGAUUCAGAGACAUAUUUAAAAAGGUCAAGGACGAAGAAAAUGCAAAGGCUAUAUCCCUAUUUGAGGAGGUGGUACGUCUUAAUGAUGCUAUUGAGGAUGAAGCCAAGCGUGUAGAGAAUUUGGUCAGAGGAAUUUUUGCAGGAAAUAUUUUUGAUCUUGGCUCUGCAAAGCUUGCAGAGCUGUUUUCAGAGGAUGGUAUGUCUUUUCUCGCUAGUUGCCAAAACCUUGUCCCUCGACCCUGGGUUAUAGAUGAUAUGGACACUUUUAUUACAAAAUGGAGUAAAAAAACAUGGAAAAAGGCUGUAAUCUUUGUUGAUAAUUCUGGUGCAGAUAUUAUUUUGGGUAUUUUGCCAUUUGCUAGAGAAUUACUUCGUCAUGGAGCACAGGUUGUUUUGGCUGCUAAUGACUUACCUUCUAUCAAUGAUGUUACUUACACUGAGUUAGUAGAGAUUAUAUCUAAGUUGAAGGAUGAGCGUGGGAAGCUCAUAGGUGUUGACACAUCCAAUCUUUUAGUGGCCAAUUCUGGAAACGAUUUGCCGGUUAUUGAUCUCACGACGGUUUCUCAGGAACUGGCAUACUUGGCAAGUGAUACUGACCUCGUCAUUUUGGAAGGCAUGGGCCGUGGAAUAGAGACAAACCUGUAUGCUCAAUUUAAAUGUGAUUCUCUCAAGAUUGGAAUGGUGAAGCACCCAGAGGUUGCUCAAUUUCUUGGUGGAAGGCUUUAUGAUUGCGUUUUCAAAUUUAAUGAAGCUUUAAGUUAAAUAGUUGAGUUAAUCAACUAUUUCAGUUCUUUCUACCGGACAAACUCAACAAAUUGAAGAUUCUUGUAAAUCAUUAUUAGUGGAUACGAUUUGCAACUCUGUUGCAGAAAAUGUUCUUCAGUUCUUGAAGGUUGGAUUGCAAAUGAAGCACGUGUGUUAUUUUCUUCCUUAAACUUUUGCUUGUUUUGGGUGCUCCCGCAGUAGUGUGGCUAUGCAGGUAUUAUUACAGUUGCAACUUGAUCUCACCCUGUUGUCUUUCCGGCACUCCAGUUGGACCUAGUAUUCCAAACCAACAGUUAAGUGUUGCAUUAGUUUGGUGGAACCAUAGAAGAGAGUUGCAACCAGGGAUGUAACAGUGUACACAGUUUUACAGAUGUCUCGAUUAAUUAGGCUACAAAUUGCAUUCAAGUGCAUAAACAAGAAAAAAAAACCUUGGUUCCCUAAUAGCUUGUGUGGAUGGUUGUUAUGUAUCGUUUUGUAAAGUAUCGUAUAAUAUUGUACUGUUUUGUAUCGUUUUGAUUUA